CCGUUGGUUGACGAUCUUAUUGUGAGACUGGUCCCAUGUUGGUCCGGUAACUGUACGAAGAUGUGCUACGUAAAGUCUAGACAUCAGACCAAUGCACAUGCCGCGCUAAAGUUGAAAACCUCCAGGCACAACAAUUCGUCUUGGUCGAAAUAAUACCACAAUCUCCUAGAACCAAUUAUUUGCUUCAAGAUGUACUCUUCGCUGCAAACAACACAGGAAAAGGGCACAGCCGCGCUCCCUAAUAACAACUUUGUGACAGAGACGACACCGGCCAUACCUCUUAAGGAGAAAGAUUUAAACAGUGAUGCUGGCUCGGUUGAUGUAAGGAUUCCUGAGAGAGGAACAUGGGGAGGACGUUUUGAUUUCAUCCUGUCUGUAAUGGGUUAUUCAAUUGGACUUGGGAAUGUCUGGAGAUUCCCAUAUUUAUGCUACGAAAACGGUGGAGGUGCGUUUCUGAUUCCUUAUUUCAUCAUGAUCGGACUGGUUGCAUUACCGAUCAUAUUCCUCGAGCUAUGUCUUGGUCAGUUUUCCAGUCUUGGAUGCAUCAGUGUGUGGAACUACUGCAAAUUAUUUAAAGGAGCUGGGUUUGCCAUGGCUUUUUUAUCAGCAGGAUUCUGCCUUUACUACAACCUCGUCCUUGCAUAUUGCAUUUAUUACAUGGUUGUAUCCCUCUUCAACCCUCAACCCUGGGUUGGUUGUGACCACGAAUGGAACACAGACAACUGCUAUGAUUCGAAGUCGUAUGGACAGCUUCAAAAUGAGACUUCAAAUACCCCUUUAUACUCAACGAAUGAGACAUCGCCAACACUAUCUACUUUGGCAAACUUCACAACUGCAGGUAAUUAUACAGAGAAGCGUGUACGAGCUACAGAAGAAUAUUGGAAGUUCCAUGUGUUGGAUUUAUCUGAUGGUUUGCAUUCCCUUGGAUCUAUUCGUUGGCAACUAUUAUUGGCCUUUACAGCUGCUUGGGUCAUUGUCUACAUAUGCAUCUCUAAAGGAAUCAAAUCGUCUGGUAAAGCGGUGUACUUUACAGCCACCUUUCCUUAUGUUUUACUCGUCGUUCUAUUUAUUCGCGGGGUGACACUGGAAGGGUCUCUUCAAGGAAUCUUGUUCUUCAUCAGACCGGAUUUCAAAGCUCUCGGUCAAGCAAAGGUGUGGCUGGCAGCAGCCAAUCAGGUGUUUCUUUCCUUCAGCCCAGGAUGGGGAGGCAUGCAAACACUGGCCAGCUAUAAUAAAUUCAACAACAACUGUUACAGGGAUGCUUUCAUGUUCUGCAUCUCAUGCGCCUGUACCAGUAUAUUCUCUGGUUUUGUCAUGUUCUCGAUUGUUGGUUUCAUGGCACAUGAUUCUAAUACAACGGUUGAAAAGGUAGUUGAUGCUGGUUACGGCUUGGCAUUUGUUGUGUUUCCUGAAGCAGUGAGUCGAAUGUGGCUCCCCCAGUUGUGGUCUUUCCUAUUUUUCUUAAUGCUCAUUAUUCUUGGACUUGACAGUCAGUUUGUUUGCUUGGAGACGUUAAUCACAGCACUAACAGACGAGUUGGCAGCAAUUUGGCCCCAGUCGAGACGCUGGAAAUGGCUGAUAAUCCUAGGAACGUGCUGCACAAUGUUUCUCGUUGGUUUACCUCUUGUUACUCAAGGUGGUAUUUACGUCAUGUCUCUUCUUGAUUGGUAUCUGUGUGGCUUCUCACCAAUGGUGACAACAAUGACGGAAACUCUGGUGGUAUCCUACAUUUAUGGAGUAAACCGUAUUUCCAGAGAUAUCCACUCAAUGCUUAACUUCACUCCUGCCCUCUAUUGGCGACUCUGUUGGAUGUUCUUUUGCCCACUCUUGCUACUGGGUAUCGUCAUCUUUGCUUUUCUUGACUACCAUUCUCCUAUCGUUGGAGAUUAUAGGUUUCCAUCUUGGGCAGAUGCAAUAGGAUGGUGUCUUGUGAGCUGUUCCAUCAUGUUCAUAGUUACAUAUGGAAUAUACUAUCUGUUUCGUCAAAAUGGAACUUUCCUUGAACGUUUAAAAAUGGCUACCAAACCGCAUGCAGAUUGGGGUCCAGCACUGAAUGCUAACAGAUUAAAGGCAGGCUAUGCACCGAUGCCAGACAAUGAACGAGUUGAUAAAACUAAUGUGGAUGGUUUCGCAGAACUUUCAUCAGCUCCAGUAUUUUGGGCAGCAGACUAUGAUUUUCACCACAGUAAGGAGUCUGAAACAGGGGUAUAACUUCUUGCAGUGCACCCUUUGGUCACUUCAAGACUCGACUAUACUGCAACAGUCUUCUGAUUGGAGUCAGCCAAAAACUCAAAAGGAGGCUAAAUAGCGUGCAACGAACUGCUGCCAGACUCAUCACAAAGAAACGCAAGUUCGACUCUAUCACCCCGGAACUCAUCAAACUACACUGGCUCCCAAUCCAACAAAGGAUCGACUUCAAGGUCAUCAUUCUCAUGUUUAAAGGCAGUGGACACUAUUUGUAAUUGUCAAAGACUAGCCUUCACAGUUUGUGU
Molecule: messenger RNA, 2492 nt
Organism: Asterias rubens (European starfish)
Lineage: Eukaryota; Metazoa; Echinodermata; Asteroidea; Forcipulatida; Asteriidae
Product: sodium- and chloride-dependent glycine transporter 1-like
Exons: 14
Coding region: 190-2211 (673 amino acids)
Biological process (GO): sodium ion transmembrane transport
Cellular component (GO): membrane
Source: RefSeq, a predicted model, not a curated record